Molecule: messenger RNA, 2364 nt
Organism: Eublepharis macularius
Lineage: Eukaryota; Metazoa; Chordata; Lepidosauria; Squamata; Eublepharidae
Gene: GEMIN6
Product: gem nuclear organelle associated protein 6
Exons: 3
Coding region: 236-748 (170 amino acids)
Biological process (GO): spliceosomal complex assembly; spliceosomal snRNP assembly
Cellular component (GO): nucleus; SMN complex
Source: RefSeq, a predicted model, not a curated record
GUGUUUCAGUGCAUUCUGGGUCCAAGAAAUUGCGACCGACGUAAAGCUUUGCACAUGUAUUAAACUCUGUUCUAGUGUAAAUGGAUGUUGGUCUGAAGGACAACGUGGUUGUGUGUGUGUGUUUUAAGUAGUACCUUGCUUUUACUUCUUUCUCGUUAGGAAGAGCUGUGGAUCUAGCGGUGUGGUUGACUGAUUCUCGUCCAUUUUCCCACUCUACUUCCACCAACUAAGAGAUAUGACAGAGUGGCAGAAGAAGAGCCCACUGGAAUGGCUGAGUUAUGUGAAUAAAGAAGUCAAAGUUCUGGCUGCUGAGAAAAACACAUAUCAAGGAUGGGUCUUAACAGUUGACCCAGUAUCAGCCAAUAUUCUUCUGGCACAGCCUCUUGAGAAUGGAAAAAUGUCCAUUUCAGCAGUCCUGGGGCAUGCAGUUCAAGAUGUUGAAAUAGUGAAUGAAGCAGAUGAUACAAUGAAAGAGAAGCUUUCACACCUUUUCAUGCCAGAAGAGAGGCAACGGUAUAGUCAAGAAGAGAUGGAGAGAAAGAAGAUCAGUCUGAAGGGUUGGCUGGAGACAAACCAUAUUCCUGUGAAAGAACAGGGAGAGUUGCAAACAACGCUAUGUGUCGCAGGGGUAUUAACUAUUGACCCACCUUAUAGGCCAGAGGACUGCAAUAGUUCCAAUGAAAUAAUUUUGUCCAGAGUCCAAGAAUUGAUACAAGGUUAUCUUGCGCUUCAGCAAUGUCAGGUAUAGUUCUCAAGUAGUGGGAGAAAGUUUUAAUUUACUUGUAGAAUAAAUGUACUGCCUUUCCCCUCCAAAUUAGGUCUGUCUUUUAAUUGUUCUCAAAAUGUCUGUCACUACUGAAGUGAAGCAGAUUUUCUGGCAUGCUGCUUUUGUGUACAGAAUACCCAAUUUAACUGAAAGCGUACAUGCUACAUAUAGAAGAAAAGUUACACCUGACUUUUUCCUUUUGCUUUGGGAUCCUGGAAAUGGUCCUUCUCCUGAUGAACAGUUUGCAGGCUCGUGUGAAAACAUCACAAGGAAUAGAUAACAGUUACUAAUACCUCCUCAAGUUGUCCUGCUGUAAAAUAUUUAUGAAUCAUCUCUAUUAACAUAAAUCAGGCUCUGUGUAGUCAGAAAACAAAACGUCUAAACAAACACAGGACAAUCGUUUUAAAAACUGUUUAUUAAGAGUUUGUGAAUGAUAGAUUCCUGCAACUGCUACACUCUGCCUUCUCCCUCUGAAAUAGACUUUGUAUUUACCUGUGAGUGGUGUGUUUAAAGAUGUGCCAACAUUUGUUGCGCAAUGUGCAUGACAGUAACAGGAGUCUUGAAGUUCUAUUGUAAAGCUGAAGAUUAUGCAAAUAUAUUUUGAAAGUAGAAAGUUUUCUUUAAGUGAAAAAGGAGAGCAAUCAAUGAAAGAAAUACCUUGUUACAUAUUCAUAUUAUUUACAUGUUAUGUGAGAAAUCAGUGAUUGGAUCCUCUGAUGUAGCUUAAUAUUAAAAUAUAUAUGUAGGGAGGAGAUUGGUGCUUUGGAGCCAAGCUAUAGUGUGAGGGUUAUUUUAACCUUUUUACCUUGUACUCUUACUAAUACAUUUCAGGCCUCCUGAAUUCCUAUGGGUUCCAGGCAAAAGGGUAGCCAUAUUCUGUCAGCACCAGAGUGUGGGGGAGGCCCUCUUUGUAUUAGUCUCAAUUUAAGGUUGGUGGUGAAGAGGGGCAGAAAUUGUUUUAAAUAAUAAAAAGUACAUUGGGAGCACCUGGGGCUCUAACACUGACCCCCCGCCCUUACACACCCCUGUGCCAUUUGAGAUCCAAGAAAGGAAUUCAGUCAGUAUGCUAAGUAAAGGUCAAAACUAGUACCAAGAAGCUUGUCAUAACACCUGAAAGAGGUUCUAUAUAUUUGGAAGAAGGAGACUGAGAAAACUGUUCUCUUGGUUUUCAGGUUUGUUUUUCUGGACCAACUUGUCACUUUUUUGCUUGAUGAUAAUUCCUUUAUUUAAUCUCAGUGAUACAGUCUCUUUCUGACUACUGAGCUCUCAUCAACAGAAGUCAAAUGUUUACUUCUGAUGGGGUGAAUCGGCCUUGUACUUACAUCCAUGUAAAAAUUGGGGGCGGGGGCUGAUCUACACUUUACUGUAAUCUGCCUUCAGGCUUCUGAACACUUGCUACUGCAUCAGCUAAAAAAAAGGAAGAAGGCUUACCCUAUAAUUUAGUUGUGCAAAUCUACCUAAAUGUUAAGAGACUGAGACCAAUAUUUUGUCAAGAUAGUGAAUAAAGAAUAGUGAAUAAAGAAUGUUGAAUUUUCCCUUGUGGUUUCCAAUGUGCAAGUGUCACACUUCAGGCAAAAUAAAGGAGUAAAAAAAACUAG